This is a messenger RNA of Punica granatum (pomegranate), 1829 nucleotides long. NCBI's taxonomy places the organism in Eukaryota, Viridiplantae, Streptophyta, Magnoliopsida, Myrtales, Lythraceae. The record is from RefSeq and is a predicted model, not a curated record.
CUCUCUCUCGCUCUCACGAACUGUCUGAAAUUGUAGUUGGGUAUAUUCUUUUCUGUUCCGUGUGAGCUUUGCUCUUCCUUCCUGUUUGGUUGGUGGGGGAAAGUCGAAGGGAAAUCGAAGAUGACAAACUGGGCAUGUUGUUAUCCUUCCCGCUAGAACUCUUUCAUGCUUAAAUUUUCGAUACUUUGAUCUUCAUCAGUCGUGCAAGCUGAAAUCUCGUCAGUUUCCUCUGUUCAUUGGUGUGAAAAUCCUUGGAAAUGGAGCACUCGCGCCUGCCUUAUUGAUCCCGGGGCUUUGUUCGAGGAAUGGGGUCCAUGCUCUUGAGCCAUCUCGGCCAUAUCUUUGAAGAUGCAGCCGAUACAUGGGUUCUUUGAAUGACUUGCAUUUGAUCUCGAAUGACGUGGCGCUUGCAUUUGGUUCGAUAUUAGGGAAUGCUCGAAUAUUUCCUGGGGUAUUCAUCACCUGUGGGAACUUGAUCGGCACUUUUAGUUCCCAAGCUCAGAUGAGAACUGUCACAAUGUGCUUUUCUAUUCUGCAAUUUUCAAGAAGCGGAGUUCCUAGAUUUGCAGGGUUUUGGCGAGGAGGUUUCCACAGUCUGAGUUCGAGCUCCAGGAACAAUUCUAAUUUCAGAGUAGUUGGUUCCAAAACAUAUGGGCUUGAAGGCGGAUACAGAAGAAGAUGGAUACGUAGGCCAGCUUCCACAAAAGCGGAAGGGAGGAGCAAAACUGCUGAUAGCAAUAAAUCCAGUAAUAUCAGGAAUGAGAUUUUGGAAGAAACGGUUUCUGCAACUGCUGCUGUAAAUGUAAACGUGGCCAGGGUCACUGAGUUGCGCAAGAUUGAAUAUUGUGAUAUUCAACAAAACAUCGCUGAGAACAAAGGCUUGGUGAGCCUUGUAACCAUAGUUGUCUUUGAUAUCGAGACUACUGGGUUCAGCAGAGAGAAUGAUCGGAUCAUUGAAAUUGCACUUCGAGAUCUCAGCGGUGGUGAAAAUAGCACUUUCCAGACAUUGGUGAAUCCUCAAAAGUUUGUCGCAAAUCAUCAUGUCCAUGGCAUUACAUCUCGUAUGGUGAACAGACCCGAUGUUCCCAGGAUGGAAGACCUGAUACCCAUCCUGUUGAAGUAUGUUCGAAGUCGCCAGAAACCUGAGGGGAUAGUUUUGUUUGUUGCCCAUAAUGCUCGCGUUUUCGAUGUGCCUUUUCUGAAAGAGGAGUUCAAUCGGUGUAAUUAUGUGAUUCCAACCGAUUGGCAUUUCAUGGACACGCUUCCUCUCUCUCGGCAAGUGGUGAAAGCUAAAGGACAGAAAGUUUCUUUGCAAGCCCUCCGUGAGUACUACAAGAUUGAAUCGGUUGGUUCAGCUCACAGGGCCAUGGCCGAUGUGAACUUGCUGUCAAUUAUUUUCCAGAGAUUGACUUUCGACUUGAAGAUGUCUGUCUCAAACAUUCUCGAGAUUUCUUUUGCACCCACGGAGUUAAAUACUAAUAAGAAGAAGAAGGAUUCAAGCUAGUCUGCGGCUGACACAGUUCAUCCUCAGGCCAGAUACUGACCCUCCGUUGUUGUCAUUGGUGACUAAUACAAGUCAAGAAAAAGGACAUUACCAGUUAAUCAUUUAUGUAUGAUCCCACCAAGGGCUUUAUUGUUUGUCGUAAUUGUUCAAUCGAUAUUUAUCAAUAGAAACACUGCCAUGGUUAUUUUACGACUCCAUGAGCACCCUUCUGCUUGUAAGUAUUCGACAUUCGAUGGCGAACAUCCAUCAAGAGCAACUCGUUCUUUUUUUCUUGUGUAAGCAAAGACGGGCCAUAUGAAUUGAAAUAAAUCAAGUUGGCAGCAAA